AUGUGUGUCUGGAAGGAUGAGUGGGACGGAAUCCGGGGCGGUGACAUGCCUGACGUCUGGCCUCAUUGUCCGGAGCUCCGCCUUCCGGUAUUAAAUACCUUUACCUGUUUCCAGUCGGGGUGUUUUCCAGACUCUCUUUUCUUCAAAGGCUCGACAAUGGACAACGAGCAAAUCGCCGGCGCAAUCGUCUUUCCGGUUAGUUCCUUUUUUGUUUGAAUUUUCAGUUAUUAAAAACAAUAAUAUGAAUGAAGAAGAUUUUGGGUUGUUUCACUUUCGAUCUGAAUUCCUCAAAACGCACUAAAACGAUUAAAAAAGUUUCUUUUUGGAAAACUCAAAUUUUCCCUUACGGUUGAUGUAAUAUAGAGCGGAUGAAAAACAACCAAAAAAUUAAUUUUUCGGCAAAUGAGGUACAGGAAGUCUCCAGGUGGCUCUGGUAGGAGUUCUGGCGAAUUGGACGGUGGCGCUUCUUCUGCGACGCCUUCCGUCGCUGAACAACGCCUUCGGAAGGUUGACGGCGAGUCAGGCGACCGGAGACGCCGUCCAUUCGACUCUUUUCGGAUUCUUCUAUGCUCCGAUGCUCAUGUUGUUCGUUUUUCGUCUUGUCAUGUGCUAAAAAAGCGUGCGAAACGGGGAAUUUCCUCAGAAGGCUCUUUCAGUGCUUAUAAGAGUCAAAAAAACAGAUCUUUUUUGUUUCACUAUUGCAUCUUUUUCAAUUCAAAACGAUGCUGGAACCAACUAAAAAGAUACUAUGGGCUUCAAUAAGAAUCCUUGGAGGCUAUGAAAAAGGAGCUCAAAAGAUUUUCACGUCAUUUUAGGAGCUUUUAGACUUCUUGGCGCUUUUUGCACAGUCUUUUAAACUUAUUCUUAGUGUCCUCGAUGGAGCUCGCUUCAAACCUCACGAAAAGAGAAAAUUUCAGUGAUAUAACUUUCCUGCGGAGCCACUCGAAGCACAUCGGACAUGCCCUUCUUGUCUGCUACGACAUCAGCGUCUACUCUCAUCUUUUCAUUUCCCUGAACCGUUUCUGCGCCAUCUACUUCCCACUCAAUUACGAUCGUCUCUUCAAGUAUGAUGGGCUCCUGAAAAAAACAGAAGAAACUUGGGAUUUCAGUCACAAAAAUACGACGAAGAUCAUUAUUUUCACCUGGGCCGUCGCCAUCCUCUCUUCCUUCUACUUUUAUCAGUACGGUCAGUGAUUGGGAUGUAUUUUUUCAAAUUAAAAUAUUUUCAUUUCUAGACCACUUUUCCGCAUUGAUCUUUUAUUUUAAGAGCUCUAAAAGCUCCUGUUUUAUUCUGAAAAAUAGUUAAGAGGCUUUCCUGAAAUGCUGUUUUUAAAUAAUUUCGCUUUUUGGCGGCUCGAUUAUCCCAAUUUUGAGUUCUGAAACGAGCUUUUCAAGUCACUAUGAGUUCUCUUCGUAAUCUAUUAGCCCACUGGCUCAAAACUCCAAAAAACCGUACCACUCUGCUCGGUAACGCCAAUUGGACGCGCCCCGACCGUUUCUGAGCAUCUCUAGUGAUCACUUAAGCAGCGUGAAGACCCUUAAGUGAUCACCAGAAAUGCUCAUAAAAGUCCCAAGCGAUUUGAGAUCCUUCGGUAGAGCGAUUCGUCAAGGAUUCUCAACCUCCUAUACAUCUAUUUUUCAUGACUUCAAAUCGUCUGAUUUCUCUGUGCCCUCUUCAUAUCUCGUGCUCAUUCCUCGUCUCGCGGUUAGAGAAAAGAGAGAACAGAGAACCCAGACUUUCAGCAACGGGGCGAAUAAAGUUCACAUCUUUUUCAGAAGACUGCUCAUUUUACUACGAUCCGUCGCUGCUCCAAUUCGUGUUCGCGACGACGCCGGUCUGCAUGUUCAUCACCUGGUACACGGACUUUUGCAAGUACGUCUCCCUGAUCAUCAUCAUCGUCAUCAUCGACCUGGUCACCAUCUUCAAGGUUCAUCUCACCAACAAACAGGUUUUCGAAUCUUUAAAUUUAAAAAUAUUCCGGAAUUAUAUUCAGGUGAACUCAAACCAGCAGUUCAGCAGAUCUCGCCGUGCCAAAGAGAUCAACUUCUUGAAGCAGGUACGGAUUAAAAUUUCGAAUUUUUCUUUGUAGUAUUUGAAGGUUAUUUUUCUCAGCUUGUGAAGAUUUUUUUAUUUUUUUGAAAAAAAGAUCGAAAACGAAAAAAAUUCACAGUGAAAAUCUUCAGUGACCCUUUUUAUAUGAAAAAAAUGUUCAGAAUGGGAGUUUUUUUAAAAUUUGGACCACAGUAACCACCAGAAAAAAAUAUUGUUCGAAGUAUUGAAAGUUCGCUCUACCGAACUUUUCAUCUGAUUUUUCCUGAAUUUUUGAGGCGAAAAUAGACAAGUAGAGGCUGUUCGUUAGAGCUUACUAUAAAAUUUUGGCAAUUAAGAAAAAAAAAUCGAAUCCCAAAAUUUGCUAACCGCAAAAAUAUUCCCAACUUCAUGAUUUUUCUUCUUUUUCUUCAAAUUUUCAUUUUCUUUCAUAAGAAAAUAGAAUCCUUGAACCGCACAAAAAAAAUUUCAUGAAAAAUAGAGCUUAAUCAGAAUAAUAUUCCUCACGUGUGACUCAAAGAAAACGUUAACGUCCUAAGUGUUCCUCAAAAGAGCUUAUGUGUUUUUUAUUCGGUAUUGACGAUAAUCUCGGGAUUAUUCAUAUAAAGUUUAUCAGAUUAACUUUACUUUUUACCUAAACACUUAAUCACUUCACGUGAGCGAAUCUUUGAAGAUUAGGGUAGAGAUAAAAUGUUUGAGAAUAGAUAAAGGUAUAGUCUAUUCAGGGAAUGAUUACUUGUACUUCUUUUCAUUAUACAUACCAGAUUUAAUGUCUUCAAAGAAGAGUCUAGACAUUUGAGCUGUCAAAAAAUAGCUAAUGAUCAAGGCUGGGUAGAAAAACUGUAUAAGGAUGUUAAAAAAUCACUCUCGGGCUCUUGUACGGUACGAAAAAGUUUUUUUCUUUUCUUAAGUCCUUGAAAAAAGAGAGCUGGAGCAUCUACUAACUAGAGACACUGGAAAAAAAAACUCUAGUGGCAACUUAAGGGGUUCCUCAAAAACGGCUUGGAGAGGUCACUAAAAUGGCCACAAAAACCACCUCCAUUGAAGCCAAUACUUUACGUCUUAGUGGUCACUCUAGUAAUUUUUAGUGAAAGGGCACCACUGAGACUCCUAAACUGGCCAAAAAAUUUUUAGUCACUUAAGUGGCCACUGAUUCGAUUACUAUAGUGGUCACUAAAACGUCAAAAUCCUAGAGAGGGCACUUAAAAUUUUCCGAGUAAAACGGCGAAAAUUAUUAUGAGAGAGAAAAAUGACGAGAAGAGAGAUGAAGCUCAAACUUUCCAUUUCGUGACAAAAGAGAUUAUUUUGAAAAUUUUCAAGGCCUGUCUCCAAGCGUUCGUGUUCGUCUGCGAGCUCAUAACCUACUUCAUCACCCCGGCCUACGUCCAAGGCGUCUGGAAGAACUUCUUCCUCACCACCGUAGCCUGGGUUACUGUACACUCUCUCGAUGGGUACAAAAAUCCUAUUGAAGCUCCUCAAAAUAUCGUAACGAUUUCAGUCUGAUCACUCUGAGCUUCAACAAGGAGUUCAAGAAAGCCAUUUUUGGGCGUAUUGGCAAAAAAGGUCCGUUUUUUAGGUUUUUCAAAUCUAAAAUUUAAAAUUCACAUUUCAGGCAUCAGCGUCAGCACGACAGCACAGUAUCAGGACUCGAAUAGAAGCAUGACUUCUCAGUAA
This is a messenger RNA of Caenorhabditis auriculariae, 3724 nucleotides long. Lineage: Eukaryota; Metazoa; Nematoda; Chromadorea; Rhabditida; Rhabditidae. The record is from the annotation of a GenBank genome assembly.